UUCAGUUCAAAUGAUCAGUCAAUAAGACUCAUCCUUAAUGACUAACUAACUUUCUGUUCAUCUAGUUAGUUUAUUAGAGUAGACAAUGAUUUUUUUUGUUUUCGUUUAUCUCGUCUACAAUUACAACUAUCAUCAACCAAUCAGAAUAAAGCAGGAAACAAUUAACCAAUAAAAAUUCAGCAUGUCCUAUUGAUCAAUAUCAUACUCGUUUUUGGGUAUAUUUAUACAAGUUAGGCGACUGACACGCCCACAGGGUCUAUUAGUAUUGUAUUAUAAUAAUAAUCAUCAUCGUCUCAAUAUAACUUCUAAUAAUGGGAAUAUAUUGUCAUCAGUCAAAAAUAUUAUAAACUGUCAAAUUGUAGACAUUGUUAACUCUGAACAGUUGAUUUGUAUUUUAUUAUUAUUAUUUCUAGUGUUGCAUCGUUAAGAUUCCCUUCAUCUACAUCCUUCAACUGUUCACCGUCUUCACCGACGUCUUCAUUGAAUUCUACUGGUAAUAAUAUUAAACCCCAUCCAUCAACACAACAACAACAACAGCAACAAAUCAAUAUUCGUCAAUCGAUUCCACGAGCAAAUAAUCCAAUUAGCAGCUUUAAAAGCAAUCAAAAAUCAAUACAAAAGCAAAAACAACAAUAUCCCGCGAGUGAUAAUCAAAUUGGAGUCGAUAAAAGCAAGACUAUCAGGAAUAGUAAUAGUAGUAACAGCCCGUCUAUAACACGGAGUAGUCAUCAAUCCCUACAAAAAGCUUCUCUAACAUCAUCAUCAUCAUCACCAGGAGGUGUAUUGACAAUACCAGGAUCACCUACUUCACUGAAUAAACAAUCGAUUAAUUCUGGUCAUGAUAUAUCCUAUACAAAAACAACAGACAGUACUGACGACCAACAACAACAACAACAAGAUCAACAUUCAUUAUCUGAGCAUAAAAGUGCUCCAGUUGGAAUUAGUUAUACACAAAAGUCAAGUAAUUUAUGCCAAUUGAAGGCGGGUAGUUUUGAAAAAUCGAUUGGAAUAAAAGCGGCUUCUGAUCUGAAUAUCAAACCGUCGGCGAAAACAAAAACCACUCACCCUCCAAACUCUCUGCCAUCUAAAAAGUUCUCCAAUAACAAAAAUUUAUCGGCUGAUCCAAAAAAGUCAAUAGAUCCUUCAGCUCAGGUAGCGUUUAAAUCAACCAUCACUACAGGCAGUACAACAACAACAACUACUAGUACUACCUCAACUACAGUUACGACUUCUAGUCAACUUUAUCAGACAAUAAUUUCUUCAUCUUCCUCAGGAAGUCUAUCACCAUCUUCAUCAGGCAUACCAAUGCCUCGUCAACUGAAUUUUUAUCAACACUCCAAUAAUAUGCCAUCCUCAGCCAAUGUGCGGCCUAAAGAUUCCCCAGUCAAAGUAAUCGAUCGUGCUCAGUAUUUGAAUUUUCCAUCACACGGUCAAACCGUACAAGGGAACCACGUGAUGAGCACUUAUCCUGGAGGUUAUGAUAACAGUAACCAUAUGAAUAAAAUCGAUAACAAAUAUUUAACUAAUUUACCCAAUUCCACCAUGUGUUCAGAUAAUUUUGGUCAUCAGUCACGAGUACUAAAUCAAUAUCAGCACCAGCCACAACCACAACCACAAACUGUUCAAAAGUGUUAUGCAAGUCCUAUGAAUUAUGAUCAAUCGAUGACGACAGCUUCGACAUCUGUGGGUAAAGUUCAACUCACCAAUCAAUCAGUGACAAUUGGUAACACCCCAAAUCAUCACUCCUUACCAUCUUCAAUGGGUCAACAGUCAAGUCAUCCGUGUUACCUAGCGGGAUCAACAUUUCAAGAAAGACCAGCUCAUCAAGUGACCAAUCAUCAGAUGUCUUUUCCACCUUCACAACCACCUCCAGCACCACCCCCACCCCCUCCGCCUCCUCCUCAUCACCAGCACCAUCCACAACAGCUACGGCCACAAGAACUUCAAUAUCCAAGUCAAGCAUUCAAUCCAGGAAACGUUGGGAUGAGACACCCCAGUACAAUAGAAAGAAAUUCUUCUGUCAAUCCUCUGUCUUCACCCACCAUGUCUCCAUUGAAUACAGCCUACCUCCAGGAUACACGUCGUUAUUUAUCUGGUAGCGGUAGUUUAUCUGAGAAAAGGAAUCAUCACCACAGUCAGUUACAACAACUGCAAACAUCUGCUUCUCCACUGCAUUCCAGUUUACAAACACGUAGUAAAACCAGUAGUAUCCCUUAUACAGGUGAUGCAAAUUUCGGCUAUCCGCCUUCAUUGAAUUCAUCUUCACUUCACAACAGUAACAAUAAUAAUUCAAAUAUUCAACAAUAUCCAUCAAGAAAUCAUCCAUUUGUUCCGCCAAUCUCUUAUCGUCCAGCAACGCUGACCACUAAUGUCAAUUUCGUAUCAAGUGCACAACAGUAUAACCAACCGACGACAACGACGACUGGUAUCACUGUCGCCACCACUAUGACUCCUGCUACUACCACUGAUCCUACUUCUACUGCCAGCAAUAAAUCUUGUGUCGUAAAUCGUCGUGAACGAUCCUCCAAGGAUCCUUCAGAAUUAAAUCAAGCUCAACAAUAUCCUACAGCGUACAGUUCACAGAACAAUCUGUCUUCAAUGCAAUCAAAGGCAGAGAUGAAUGUGACGAAUAUACCGGCGAGUAAUCCUGUACUGCAUAAGUAUGCACCGUAUACACCGUCAUCUCAAAUGCAGAAUAAUCAACUGCCAAUGGUUCCACAGCCAUCAGAACAACCAUCAUUCCUCGAAUCAUCAUUCAUAUUACAACUAUCCACCGCAUCAUUCUUCUAUAACACAGAACAACGUCGAAAAGCCCGUGAACUCUACGUGGCUUUAAAACAACGUUAUCCAUCAGCUAGUCAGAGCACUCCAACACAGGAUGAAGUCCCUCUGUUAUCAUCAACACAGAACACUCCACCGGUUAAUCGAGAUAAUCCCCAAGAACAAUCCCAACAGCCACCAAAUAAACCACAGGAACAGCAUUCAGACAAUGGUUUGUCAGUCAAAGACCCAGUUGUUAGUCAAAAUAAUCAACUGAAACACAACGAAACUGAUCGAAAUCACUCUGAGGCGAGUAUUUUAUCCAGCAGUGAUACUACACAGAAGUAUGACUCCAAGAAUACUUUAGAAGACCAAUCUCAAUCGAAUAUACCGAAAGAUUUCAGCAGCUCUGAUCGAAAGGCUAAUAGUUCAUUGAUUUCCAAUGCUGCCACUACCACUACCACUACUACUACUACUACUAAUUCUGCUAGUAGUAUAUUACUUACUGACAGCAAAUCUCAGCAUAGUGCUAAUCUUGUGGAAACGAUAAAAAAUCUAAGUUACCAAGCUGUUUCCCCAGAUGACCUCAUUCGUGGUCCAUGUGGUUAUCAAUCCGAUGGGGGAUUAGAGUGUAUGAGCAUUUUUUCUCCCCCAACAAAUUCAAGUUAUGAUUCAAUGAAACAAUUAACUUCACCAAUAUCAUAUCAAACAACAUCAAAAUCAACGACAACCACCAGCACAACAAACCAACAACAACAACAACAAAUCGAUAUCAAUGAUAAAUUAUACAAUCCUUCAAAUGUUUUAAUUAGUUCACUACCAAGAAAUUUAAAAGCGCCAUAUUUAAAUUCAUCGUUACAAUUUAUAAAUUAUCAAACAAAGAAGAAAAAAUCCGAUGAUGAGAAUAAUGAAAAUCUGGGGAAUUAUGCACGUCGUAUGCAUGAACGUUUGCAAGAGGGAAUGAGAGCAGCACAAGAGUCUUUAUGGAUUCCUGAUCUGCCUGAAUUGAAUAUUAUGAAUAGGUUGAACCAUUCAGAUAUUAUGAAAAAUAUAAGUUCUUCAAUGAAUGAAGGAAAUAAAACGACAUCGUUGUCGGAAAGUGAAACAGACCAUCUGCAAUGUUCUAAUCAAAAUGAUGAAUCAAAAGUCAAGAUAGCGGCGAUGACAACGAUGGUGAAUCCAAAUAUAAAUCUAGACAAAGUGUCUUCACCAUUAUCGAUCAGUGAUACUGGUCAUCUACCGCAUCAGUUGAAUUCACGAGUCAAUUGUUACUCGUCUUUAAAUUUAGGAUUUCAUUUAAGCAAUACUUCUGUCGGUGGUGGUGGUGGUAAUCGAUCACAACAGGACGCCAGUCAAGCAAUUCUUAAAGGCUUCAAUUCUCAAUCAAUCAAUAAUAUGAAGGUCAAUAAUAAUAAUAACAGUAGCAAUAGUGACAACGCUAAUGAUAUACACAGCGACUAUUCUCAUUGGGAUUUAAAAAAUGGUGUCUGCUCUGAUGUUGAAGAUCUACUGAACCAGCAUGAACGACGUCUGUUAUCCCUUUCAUCAGGAACUGGUAAGAUUCGAUUUCUGUUGUGCUGUAUGCUUGUGUUUGGUAGUUAUGAAAAACUACACCGUAUACAAAGGUAA
Molecule: messenger RNA, 4389 nt
Organism: Trichobilharzia szidati
Lineage: Eukaryota; Metazoa; Platyhelminthes; Trematoda; Strigeidida; Schistosomatidae
Source: the annotation of a GenBank genome assembly